GAUUUAAAUAGUCAUAUAUAAAUAACAAGUAUACAUCUCAUAGUUGGCAUGUAGAAAAUAUUCAACAUAUCCACAGCAGGAGUGUGCGUUAAUAGAAGAGAAGAAUAUCAUUUUGUAAAGAGACAGCUUGAAGUAUUCAUUUCAAGCAUAUCUUUAAAUUGAAGGAAGGUUAAUGACUAAGAUACAUGUAACAAUUUAGUACUAUAUAACCUAUGAAAAUCCUUCUUGGUGUUAAAAACUCUUUCCGCUGAUUUCUGCAACAUUUAUUGUAAAGCAGUCCAACAACGGAUAUUGAUGUAAAAAAAACAACGCAAAAACCUCUACAAGCGAUAAAAUGAUGUUUCAUCGUCUUCUUUUACCAUUCUUGUUAUGGGUAGGAAUUUCAUAUGCAGCAAACGAGGCACUAAUACCAUUAGAUCACAUUUGUGACUCUGGCUAUUGCAACUUUGAAUUUAAGGUGGAAGGAACGUACUAUUUCAGAAAUAAGAAUGACGUCUCCAGAAUGGAAAUUCAGAGAUUCCCGAAUAGCUUUUUAGACACGAGCAAUAUGCAGUUAUUACAAAGUGUGUUCAUCCAGUACACUGAAGAUCUGCCGGAAGAACCUUGUAGAAUAUUCGUCAAUUUAAAUGCCUGCAUUGAUCUGUACAUUGGAUCUAGCAAUGAGCCAGUUCAUUGUUGCAAGCAGAGUGAAACUAAGAGAGCUACUAGUGCAAGUGAGACUUCUGCCACAAAGGUAGGAUAACUUUCCUUUCAGUUUGCGUUAUAUAUAUAUAUACAUGUGUGCGUGUGUACCAGUUUGUUUCAGCUUUUUUUUAAACAAUUGUGCUAGAAGCACUAAGUGAAUGAAUCAUUACCAAGAUAAAAAAUAUUGAGAGGUUUUAUAACAUUCUUACAUGAUGACUUUCAUAAAUAGCCUGUAGACUAAUGAAGUAAUUGCAUCAAUUUAGACAUGCACAAGUGGUUAGAC
Messenger RNA from Ruditapes philippinarum (Manila clam), 967 nucleotides. RefSeq lists its product as uncharacterized. The transcript is spliced from 2 exons. Bases 335 to 742 code for a protein of 135 amino acids. Lineage: Eukaryota; Metazoa; Mollusca; Bivalvia; Venerida; Veneridae. The record is from RefSeq and is a predicted model, not a curated record.